AUGUCGAGCCUCGGAGCACUUCCUCAAACCCUCAAAUCAAUCACUGCCACCAAAAUCAAGGAACUAUCGAAGCAGCGAACGCUAUUCGACAAGCGCAAACAGGAGAUCCUCGCAGACGCCAAUGCUGCUUCUGAUAUAUCUACUAGAUUACGCAUCCUUCUGGAUGGACUAUCGCGCCUGAAAGGUUAUUCCAAAGAUGCCCCGGACCAAGAGACCCGAGACCUGGAUCUCGAUUCAUUAAGCUCGUCCGACGAUUACUUAAAGGGCAACAACUCAGACGACUACUCCGAUCUAGAAUUGACCUCACCCGUUGUGGGCCAAAUUCAGGCAGAGAAUCAUGCCAACAUUCGCCGCUUUCUUUUGCAGAGUCGAUAUGACGUCUCUAUCACAGAGGCUACCCUACUUGGGUGGAUCACACUUCUGGAGAAAGAGCUGCGCUACUUGGAGCUGAAGCAUGAACAUGCAGCCUUCUACAGUAGGCUGGUGACUGAGUGGUUGACGCAGUUGGACGAGAAAAAUACGUCUCCUGCUAGGGAUCAGAGCGCCCACGAUGAAGUCACAAAAUCCGACACCAGCUUUGAGAGCGUAGGUCGAGCAGAGAUGCAUGAGCAGCGAGAAAAGUGGGAGUCUUUGGUCUUCGCAGCUCCCGACCACGUUGACAAGGACUCUGUUCGGACGUACCUUGAUGCCUUGUUUACCAAGACAAAGUUGUCUCAACAGGCCCUCAAAGAGCUCCGUGAGAGUAUCAUGAAAUUUGCGAACAAUUUAGCCUCACAAGCCGAGUGGCUGGAUGUCGAUAAGCUCCACUGGGUUGCAAAGGCUCUGAUGAAUACCGAUCUUCUCAGCGCCGAAAAGUCGACCCUUCUCAAAGAGUUCAUGCAAAACAGCGAGGUCACACAAGAAGUGGUCGAUGUACUCAACAUGCGUCUGGCUUCUCUUGACAGCUGGGACUGGGGAUCUGAUGGUAUUCCGAUUGAGAUGCGCCGUCAGUUGAACGGAAAAUAUCGAGUCUUCAUGGACGAAGACCUUCUCGAUGGAUUAUUCCUACAGUACCUUGGAUCGAGGUGGGCUGUUACAUUGCGGAAAAUAUUCACCAAGUUCUUACACUCCUUUGCAUGGUGUCCUAUGAACGACGAUGUGCCGGACGGAUACAAAGAUGAGCGCAAGUAUUUUCAUAGUAGCAAGAUUCACGCCGAGGCCCAAGGCCACAGCAUCAAUGAAUUGCGAAAAGAAACUUACUGCAAAGAUUACUUCAUGAGCCAGCUACCAGAAUCAACCGAUGAUGGGGCUAGAAGCUAUGACGACGACUCUCAAUCAAAGAGUGCUCUCGAUACAAAGCAUUCACUACUUCACCUCCUGGUGACCGAAUCUCUCGUUCACAGAAGCCAACGAGGAGAAUUCACUGCUAUUAGAUCCGACUAUGAGUGGUUUGGCCCUAGUUUGCCUCAUGCGACAAUCCUCGCCGUAAUGGAAUAUUUUGGCGUUCCAGAGACGUGGCUCAAAUUCUUCAAGGUCUUUCUGGAGGCACCUCUCAAACUUGUUCAAGAUGGUUUGCAUCCUUCCACUCAAGUCCGCAAACGUGGUGUUCCCAUAACCCACACCCUCUCGGACUGCUUUGGGGAAUCAAUCCUGUUCUGCAUGGACUAUGCAAUCAAUCAAUGCACCAACGGCGGUAUUCUGUAUCGACUCCACGAUGACUUCUGGUUCUGGGGCUCAAGAAGUACGUGCGAGAAGGCGUGGUUAGGGAUGACUGAAUUUGCCAAUGUGAUGGGCCUGCGAUUCAGCGGCGAAAAGACUGGUACGGUACUUAUGGAUAAGGCCAAAGCUGAAAAGUCCUCGGUUCUUCCUGUCGGUGAUAUCCGUUGGGGUUUCUUGGUCAUGGACGCUGAGCAGGGAAAAUUCGUCAUUGACCAAGCUCAAGUAAACCAGCACAUCGAAGAACUUGACCUACAGCUUUCAUCCUGCAAGACCAUCUUUUCCUGGGUAGAGGCAUGGAACAGCUAUUUUGGACGUUUCUUCACGAACAACUUCGCAAAGCCCGCCAUGUGCUUCGGAAGAGAUCAUAUUGACAUGGCCAUCCGCACACUCAGCCGUAUCGAGAGAACGUUGUUCUCCAAGGGCGCCAAGGAACCUAAAGGGGGAGUUACCAACUACUUGCGAGGGGUGAUUGCAGAGCGGUUUGACAUCCACGACCUGCCGGAGGGUUUCUUUUACUACCCUGUUGAACUGGGCGGCUUGGGGCUCCUCAACCCGUUCGUUCGGCUGCUUGCCAUGCGUGAGAACAUUACACGUAAGCCUGAGAGACAACUCCAGAAAGCAUACUUGCAGGACGAGAUGCUCUACCAAACAGCCAAGGAGGACUUUGAAAAGCAUGGCCCCUGUACCAGCUUUAUCAGGCGAGGAGAGGACGGCAAGCCCCUACCGUUCUGGUCCCUAGAGGAAUUCACCAAGUAUCCCGAGACAUACAGCUCCAGUCUUCUAAGGGCAUACAAGUUGCUGAAUGAGGUCCCGGAAGAGAAGAGUGUCCCCCCUACUGCAAGCUUCAAAAUGAACCAGGCUAGUUUGAAGGGGGAGGGUAGUGGCCCGAUCUCAUCUAGUUGGGACUGUAUGACCCCUUACUGGCGUUGGGUGGCAGAAUCAUACUCCGACGAGAUGGUCAGCACUUAUGGUGGCUUGGCAGCUGUUAGUCGGGAGUUCAUGCCCCUGGGAGUGGUGAAGACUUUGAAGGAAGGACAUUUCAGGUGGCAGAGUUGA
Messenger RNA from Penicillium maclennaniae, 2754 nucleotides. RefSeq lists its product as uncharacterized. The transcript has a single exon. The coding region runs from base 1 to 2754 and encodes 917 amino acids. NCBI's taxonomy places the organism in Eukaryota, Fungi, Ascomycota, Eurotiomycetes, Eurotiales, Aspergillaceae. The record is from RefSeq and is a predicted model, not a curated record.